Molecule: messenger RNA, 6404 nt
Organism: Harpia harpyja (harpy eagle)
Lineage: Eukaryota; Metazoa; Chordata; Aves; Accipitriformes; Accipitridae
Gene: ETS1
Product: ETS proto-oncogene 1, transcription factor
Exons: 8
Coding region: 284-1597 (437 amino acids)
Biological process (GO): regulation of transcription by RNA polymerase II; cell differentiation
Cellular component (GO): nucleus
Molecular function (GO): sequence-specific DNA binding; DNA-binding transcription factor activity, RNA polymerase II-specific
Source: RefSeq, a predicted model, not a curated record
GCGGAGCGGCAGCGAGGGAGCGCGGAAGGGGCGGCGGAGGAGCGGAGGGGAGCAGGAGAGAGGAGCGAGGGAGCGCGGAAGGAAGGAAGGAAGGAAGGAAGGAAAGAGGAGGAGGAGGAGGAAGAGGAGAAGGAGGAGGAGGAGGGAGGCAGGCAGGCAGGCGCCCGGCCGCCGCUGCCCCGGGCGCCCCGCUCCGCGCACGGCGGGGCUCAGCAGCAGCAGCAGCCGCCGCCGCCGCCGCCCCCCGGUCCCGGCGCGACGCCCCCGCGGCGCUGCCCCAGCCAUGAAGGCGGCGGUGGACCUGACCAUCAUCAAGACGGAGAAGGUGGACAUCGAGCUCUUCCCGUCCCCCGAUAUGGAAUGUGCGGAUGUGCCUUUAUUAACUCCCAGCAGCAAAGAAAUGAUGUCUCAGGCAUUGAAAGCCACCUUCAGUGGCUUCGCAAAAGAGCAACAGCGGCUGGGAAUCCCCAAAGAUCCCCAGCAGUGGACGGAGACACACGUGCGGGACUGGGUGAUGUGGGCAGUGAAUGAAUUUAGCCUGAAGGGAGUGGAUUUCCAGAAGUUUUGCAUGAACGGAGCUGCCCUCUGCGCUCUGGGCAAGGAGUGCUUCCUGGAGCUAGCGCCUGACUUUGUGGGAGAUAUCCUUUGGGAACAUCUGGAGAUCUUGCAGAAAGAAGAGGUAAAACCGUACCCAGCAAAUGGAGUGAAUACAACAUAUCCAGAAUCCCGCUAUACUUCAGACUACUUCAUUAGUUACGGCAUUGAGCAUGCACAGUGCGUGCCUCCCUCUGAGUUCUCCGAGCCCAGCUUCAUCACAGAGUCCUACCAGACCCUCCAUCCCAUCAGCUCGGAAGAGCUCCUGUCCCUCAAGUACGAGAACGACUAUCCCUCGGUCAUCCUGCGUGACCCAGUGCAGACGGACUCCCUGCAGACAGACUACUUCACGAUCAAGCAAGAAGUGGUAACGCCAGACAACAUGUGCAUGGGACGUGCCAGUCGAGGUAAACUUGGAGGCCAGGACUCCUUCGAGAGCAUAGAGAGCUACGAUAGCUGCGACCGCCUGACGCAGUCCUGGAGCAGCCAGUCCUCCUUCCAGAGCCUGCAGCGUGUCCCCUCCUACGACAGCUUUGACUCGGAGGACUACCCCGCCGCCCUGCCCAACCACAAGCCCAAGGGCACCUUCAAGGACUAUGUUCGAGAUCGGGCCGAUAUGAACAAGGACAAGCCUGUCAUUCCUGCUGCUGCCCUCGCUGGCUACACAGGCAGUGGACCCAUCCAACUGUGGCAAUUCCUGCUGGAACUGCUCACUGACAAGUCCUGUCAGUCCUUCAUCAGCUGGACGGGCGAUGGCUGGGAAUUCAAACUUUCUGACCCAGAUGAGGUGGCGAGGCGAUGGGGCAAGAGGAAAAACAAACCCAAGAUGAACUACGAGAAGCUGAGCCGUGGCUUGCGCUACUACUACGACAAGAACAUCAUCCACAAGACGGCUGGGAAACGCUACGUCUACCGUUUUGUCUGCGACCUGCAGAGCCUGCUGGGCUACACGCCCGAGGAGCUCCAUGCUAUGCUGGACGUCAAGCCGGAUGCCGAUGAGUGAAGGUGGCUGGCCGGGGUGGAGGGUCACCCCGUGUCAUCUUGGAGAGUUGAUGAGACUUUUUCUGUUGGUUCUUUUUUAUUUUUGCUGUUAUUUUUGUUGUUCGUUUUUUUUUUUUUUUUUAAAGAGCAACUCCUGUUUGAUGCUUUGAGGAUGUUGGGAGAGAGGGUGGUGGAAGAAGCAAACUUUUGGCUGAAACCUAAGAAGUUUGGUUCAGAGAAGGAUGGGCUUUUUUUUUUUUCCUGAAAGCUCCAAGACAGGCUUUUUUGGGGUGAAAUUCUGAGUUUUAAGAAAGCCAGAAAAAUGUAGCUCACUUAAAAAAACCCCAACCUCUUCCCCAUCCCUUGCUGUUUAGAAAAAAUAUUAUCAAAUGGAUCCCUUCGUUUUUUGUGUUAUUCGCACACAAACUGACAGUUCAGGAAAUGACAGUGUUCCCGAAGAUUUGAGGAUUUUAAACUUUGGGGGGGGGGGGGGCGGGGCGGGAAAACCAAAGCAGGUGAAUAUUCCUGCUUCGGGGAGGGGCAAUACAGGAAAAAACCAAGAACUGUUUGUCGUUCUUGUUACAUUGCCUUUCUGUCGGUUGUCGUCUUUUCUACAAAAGACAGAAUUUUUGCUAGGAGGGAUCAAGACUUUUUGUUUUUUAAAAUUUGUUAAAGUUUUAUUUUAUUAAAUUUUGUGCCAGUAUUUUUUUUUUUUUAAAUAGUCUUAAGCUCUAAGGUGGUCUCAGUAUUGCAAUAUUGUGUGUGUUUGUUUCUGUUAUGCCAGCAGAGAGUUUUAUCACAGUGAGGAAAAGAAAAAAAAAAACCUAAUUAGUUUAUGUAGACCCCACUGGAGAAGUGUAGUGCUACGACUCGGCAUCUCCGAAUCGUAUGUGAAGGAAAAUUAACUCCAAACUAGCUCCUAGUGAUGCUGGCUGGGUGUGCCACUCUUGCUUCCAGUCCCACAUGCUUUGCUCCGCCAUUUGCUGAUAAAGCUGGUUGAAAUUUCUGCUUUUUUUGUUGUUGUUAAAAAAGGGGCCUUUUUGUACGGCUGCGUUUUGUGCACGAAACCUAUCAAGCUUUGCGGGGAGAAUGUCUUUCUGCGUUUUCCAAAUCACUUUUUUGCUCAAGGAACACUUUGGUGCUUUCAGAAAAUUUGGUGGGGUUUUUUUUUGGAGGGGAAAGGGGAGAAAUUCCCGUGUUUUGAAUGUCGUAAAUGGAAAAGAUGUAAGUUGAUGGGGGGGGGAAAUGAGGAAAAAGUUGAAAAACCAAAGGGAAAUGUUUUUUCCUUCCUGUUUCGACCAGCUCUAUCUUUAUUGCUCUAUGUCUUAACCAGCCUGGGCACACGCAGAAAGGAAAUUGUCCUUGCAAAUGGGUUCUUUACUGCUCUUUGUAAGCCUGAUCCUGCAAACCCUGUCAGGGUGUGAUUAACAUGAAGCAUAUGACUGGUGUCACCGGGGUAAAUGAGAGGUCUCAUGUGCUUGCCCGAGACGGUUGCAGGAUCAGUCCCGUGGGGAGCUGCUCCGUCUGUCCUCCAAACCUUUUGCAACUGGUUUGUGUUCAGAGGGGUAAAUCCUGCUGCACCGAGCACUUCCCGGGAUGCUCUGAGCAGACUGAGGCUGACGACCGCCUUCGGCGUGGGCUCAGUGUGAGUUAGAGGAUCGGGCAGUGAGCGUUUCCAUAUCCAGAUAAGACCCUGAAGCUGGAUCCGUGCAGGUCCGACUGCUGAAUGGCAUCUUUUGCCCCUGAGAGCCACUGAGCGUUUUCUUUUUAAAGACAGUAUUAUGCGUUUGAACCAAAAGUACCUUCUUUUUGUGUUGUUUGUCUGUCCGUCUGUGUGUUUUAGGUAGUUGUGUUCAUUACAGAGGCACUGUGAGACAGUAGUGAGGGGCGAGGUUGGGAGAGGCUUUCCAGAGAUGCUCGCUGGGUGAUGCCUGCCUGAUACAGGCUGGUAUAUCGGGUCGGCACGACAGGACUCUGCGUGCAAAGAGCCAAAAUAUUUGGGCAUGUAGCCCCCCUGCACAGGGGCAGCGUCGGAUGGGGAGGUCAACCCCGGGGCAAGGUGAUGCUCAAAGGUGCUGGGCUCUCCUCCGCUUCCUCCGGAGCUGGGGGUACCCAGCACUUCUGUAUCCCCAGUUGGUCAUUUUGGGGCAAAUCAGCCCCCAGACUGCUGCGUGCUUAAAAAAAGGUGCUGGUGGAGGAGAAAUGAGUGGGCCAAGAGGGAGCUCCAGCCAAGGGGGAUGGAAGCAGAUGGUGGUUUAGGUACAGGAUGUUAUUAGUUAUGCUGUUAGCUCAGGGGGCUGGGGCUGCGCAUCAUCCCACUGAGCAUACGGAAAGAAAAGGGUGGGAUGGACAGAAAGGAAGGAAAAGGGGAUGAAAGGAAGGUGAAAGGAGCAUGCACCAAAGGAGGAAAGGGACGCUGCCCACUGGGAAGUUAAACUUCAGCUCAUCUCCUCAGGUAGACAGGGAGUAUGGGAGAAAGCAGCUUGGCCAAGCUGGAGAGAGGAAAGGAAAACAUGAGUAUCGUGGAUGAGGCCCCUCCACCAGCGAGGCACCAGGGCAGAGCUCUACCGCAGAAGCAAGGCUCGCAGCAGCUGCUGAACAGGCUGAAAAGGGAGUUGAGUAAGAUGUGACGGCACAGAAAUGUGCAGGGGAGGAGUAGUUAAAGAGCAUCCCAACAGGACACACCGUAUGGGUUGGAUUUGCAGCAAUCGGAUGGGGUUUUUUGGUGUUCAGGGUUGCUGUCUUGCAUGCAGCUGCAAAGUGCCCUUAGCUUACCCUUCACAGGCCACAUCUAGGAGUGCUUUGAAAAAUCUCCCUUACGCUCUUAGAAGGGGUGCUGCCAGGAGGCCAGGCGCCCCAUCUCCUGCCCUUGGCACCAAGCUGUGUCCCAGGACGUCUCCUGCGGUGUUCGGAUGCUCCACUGCAGCUGAAGUGCCUUUUUCAAGCAGAAAACAGGGAUAAAAUUUCCCUUGACAGAAGGAACUGCAGGUUCGGGUACCAACCCCAUCCUUCGUGCUUAUUUUUUCUGGGUUUCCAAGCCAAACCUGUGCAUGCCCAGUGAUUUUGGGAAGAUGGUUUAAAGGUUAGAAAGGGUGAGUCGUGGAAAGCAGCUCUGUUUUUUGGAAGUAGCUCCUGGUUGGAGCUUCUCCAUCGUUUCUCUCAGCCAUUUGCCAUCCCAGCUCGCAGCCUGUGUGCAAGUGCAGCAGUAAAAGGGCAGUACAAUCUUAGGGACAUCAGGUUCAUAAUUUUCUAUUUUCCUCUAUUUUUUAUUCCCAAUCUAGAGACCAUCCCAGAGAGGGCUGUGUGCUGUUUAUACACUGGAAAUUUGCAGAUUUGUUUUUGUUCUCUUUUUUUUUUUUUUUUAUUUUUCUUUCUGCUUUUUAAUUGUAUGUUGACUUUUGGCGAGGGAUGUGCUGGAACCCAAACCCUCUGACCUCCUGUUCUUCGAGGCCAUGAAAAUUUGGUUAACCGCCUCACACGUGCUGGACCAGAAAGAUGGGUUUGAGAGGGAUGAUGGAGAUCUGCCAAGGAUGGGACUUGCUCCUGUGCUGGUUUCUCUGCCUGGGGGCAAGCUUCACCCUCGGCAGAUUCACGUGGCUUUUGUAAAUGGGGUAAUUUUGUCUUGUUUUGGAAUGCCUCAGGUGCUUUUGGUGAUUUUUUUUGGAUAUUUUCUGUGUCCUGCUCAUGAUCUGCUGUUCUCCAUGCGGGGGGCAUGUCCCCUUGGCCCCCCCAGCAGAGCCUGAGUCCUACCUUGGGAGCAUAGCACUAUCAUACAGCUUUCCAGGGCCUCGGCAGUUGAUAUCUGGGACCUCGGUAAAAGAAAAAAAAACCCAAAACCUGAUGAAAAAUGGAAGCACUUUUUCUGCUGCCUUUCUCUCUCCAUCUCUGUGUGUAGGAUGACCAUAACCCGUGGACACUCAUGUGUGUGCAAGUGUAGAUCCGUUUUAUUUCCACACUACCACCAUCCCGCUCCAGACAUGGUCGUUGAUGUGGAGAAAUAGCCAAACGGGGCAAGAAAUAGAAGAUAUUGUAAGAUUUAACCUUCUCACAUCUUUCCAAACCAACACCUCCUCCAAAAAACGGCACCAAUAAAUUCCGAUGCUGCAGGAAAUGUCUCCAUCUUCUGACUCUUGCUCUUCUGGAGGGGUUUCUGCGAGGCUUCAGGGCUUGGUUGCUUGUUCCUCGUUAAUGUCACAAAAUUGGGAUGCCUUGGCGUGCUCUGCUCUCUGGUAGGGUCUAGAAAACAUUCAUGAGCUGUUGUCUACAUUCCAAAGAGGUUUAAAUAAAUGAUAAAUCUAUGUAUACAUAUAUGUUAAAAUGGAAUAUCUCCAGGAAUUAACUGCCUCAGUUAAAAAAAAAAAAGUUCUUUGUUUUGUUCUGUUUUGUUUUUACACAUGGGAUUUUUUUUUUAAGCUGAUAAACAUAGAAGAAGAAAAAAAGAAAGAGAUUGUUAUAUUGUGCUGUUCAACUAUUUUCCAACUUGUAUUUUCAUAUAAUUUAUAUUUUUUAAAAGUGGAAAAAAAUUUUAAAAGCGAGAUUGAAAAAAAAAAGGAAAAAGCAGGUGCUUUUUAAAAAAACUGAGCUGAGGUAGCUUAGAGAUGUAGCGAUGUGUGUGUGUCCGUGUGUUGUGUUGUGUUUUGUUUUGUUUUGUUUUUAAAGGAUACAAAAAAAAGUCCCUCCUACAUUGAAUUCUUAAAGGAGGAGGGGAUUGGUUUUGUUUUAAUUGCUGAUGCUGGCACAUCAUUUUGCUGGAGAGUUUUUUAUAUACUGUAGCCUUAUUUCAUAUCGUAUUUUAAACCAUGUGAAAUUAAAAGAAGAAUAAUUCAUAA